Molecule: messenger RNA, 1188 nt
Organism: Geodia barretti
Lineage: Eukaryota; Metazoa; Porifera; Demospongiae; Tetractinellida; Geodiidae
Source: the annotation of a GenBank genome assembly
UAGGCGCCUACCGAAUCCUGCAGCCACGCAUUUCGUAGCUGGUUCGGACAAGAAGCGGACGCAACGUGGAGAAGGAGUAACUAUGGUGGCGCUCUAAGACGUGACUCGGAGUCGAAGAGUCCGGAGCGUCGAGCCGCUGUCCCUCCGCCACAAAAGUCUCUUCGUCGGAACCCGCGCCCCGCGGUUUUGCCGGGCCGGAGCGAUUGGACGCCGCUCUCCGGAGCUCUGCGAGGAGAGCACGCCGGCAUUCUCUCUCUGUUUUGGGUGUGUGCGACCGCAGGGAGAUAUAUCAUUUGAAAGAGAGUAAAGGAGACUAUAUACGAAGUUGAUGGCAGAGAGUGAGGAGACAGUUGCGGUAGGGAGUAAGGGAGGAGGAGGGGGAGGAGGAGAGGACAGCCCCUGUUUGACGAGACAACAACCCCAACCUCCGGUCAAGGAAGAUCUCAAGUCAACUGGUCUUCAUUCCGAAAGUACAUCUGGUCUCGGUACCAGACACAAUGACGACGAGGUAUUGACAAACGGGAUAGGAACCGGCGUCCAGUUUGAAUCCGGGACGGUCCCGUCUGAAAGUGGGAUGGCGGGGAAGUUGUCUGUAAUGGGGGAGGGGCAAGAGCGGAGUUUCUCCCGGCAGAACUCCGACCGUGGAGGAGGGGAUGGAGGGAAGAUGGGACCAUUUGACGGACAAGUUGAGGAGAAGCCUCAGGACGCAGCUGAGGAACCACUGAUGAUGCCUCUGGCCGUGUCCCCCAAUGGAAGAUUCAACAAGUUCGACAUUGAAAUCGGGAGGGGGUCGUUCAAAACGGUCUACAAGGGUCUGGACACGGAGACCGGUGUUGCCGUGGCUUGGUGCGAACUUCAGGAAAACAGAUACAACAAGGCGGAGCAGGCGCGGUUCAAAGAGGAGGUGGCCAUCCUGAAAACCCUCCAACACCCCAACAUCCUCCGUCUCUACGAUUCCUGGGAGAUUGGCGGUAAAGUUGGAGGAGGAGGUUCCGAGAAGAGAGAGAAGAAGGUCCUCGUCCUCAUUACUGAACUCAUGACCUCCGGGACCCUCAAAACGUGAGCCCCUGUUCUCCCACUCUCUAGCUCAGUUGUGGUAGAGAAAAAACUCUUCUUAUGAAUUGAAUCGAGGGUCGUUAUAUUGUCACAUAUAUUCUAAACCGAUCUACUAGCUCUCCCUUAAAAGGG